GUUUUUUGUAAAUAUUUUACGUUAUUGAAAAAAUAUAUAGACAAUGAAAUAACACAGGCCCAAGUUUAAUUUUCACUUUUUCACCUCCAUUAUAACUCAUAGUUUUAGUUAAUAAUGUCCCCCUAGCUGUAGAAUACUGACUCUAGUAGCUGAACAUGUAAAGAGAAGGUGAGGGUGGACCGCCUAUUCGUUGUGACGCAACCCAGGGUCCUGGCCGGAGCGCAACUUCAGGCUCCAAACUGGCACUCAGGCUUCUAGCGCUUAAUGCUUCCACUACGCCCUCCCUAAGAGACCGUUGUCCCGUUAAUGUGGUCCUCCAGGGCUCCACAGGUGAACACAAGGGUCACACCACAUCCAGCCGGAGCAGGGAGGGGGGGGGAUGACUGAAAGAAGUUGGAUGAGCCAGAAAAUCCGGCGGUUCUGACGGUGCUGUUCCUCCUACGACAAGAUGAUGUCUGCUAUAGAGACCGGUGCCCCUGUGUACCAACCUGCGCAGCUGCUCAACUGGGUCUACAUGUCAUUGCAGGACACCCAGAGCAGCGCUUUUGAUGCGUUCAAAGCCGAGUCGGACACCUCUCUUCAGGACAUGAACAAUUCCAAGCGCAGCGCAGCUGAUCUGAGCUCCAACUAUCUCAACAACUUCUUUCAUCUGAGGAGUGAGGCCUUGAACAACAAUUUCUACAAAAGCUCCUCGCCUUACGGGUCCCUCAACAAUAUCGUGGACGGCCUGAGCUCUCUGGCAGACCAUUUCUCAGACCUCUCCCUGUCCCCUGAGACACGCAAGCCCAGCAAACGGCCGCCGCCCAACUACCUGUGCCACCUUUGCUUCAACAAAGGACACUACAUCAAAGACUGCCCUCAGGCUCGACCCAAAGGCGAAGGCCUCACCCCGUAUCAAGGAAAGAAGAGGUGUUUCGGAGAAUACAAAUGCCCUAAAUGCAAGAGGAAGUGGAUGAGCGGGAACUCCUGGGCCAACAUGGGGCAAGAAUGUAUCAAGUGCCACAUCAAUGUUUACCCUCAUAAGCAGCGACCUCUGGAGAAACCGGAUGGGUUGGAUGUGUCAGACCAGAGCAAGGAGCAUCCACAACACCUGUGUGAAAAAUGCAAAGUCCUCGGCUACUACUGCCGCCGCGUGCAAUAACACAUUCUGACGCUCAUCUUCCUUCCUUCCUUUUAUCGAAAAGGGACGGUGACAUUUUAACGUCUAAAAACACAUGGUAAUAUACUUUACUGUACUGUAAUGCAUCUAACAUUUAAUUCUUAUGAAAUAUUCUCUCUGACACUGUGACUCUCAGUGUUAAGAGGCUCACUGUGGUGGAAGUUUUCUACAGUAUCUCUCAGCGGAGACAAGUACAUUGCAUUUGCUGGGGUGCUUGCGAGUUACUCAGUUAUCAUUAUGUGAAUAUUCAAUUUAAGUCUUAACUAUGAACCAAGAAUCUUACCAACUGUGAAUUAAGAAACUUUAGCUCUGUGUCUGUGUCACUCAUGUCCAACACAUUGGAAUAAAACUCAUGAGUGAGGUUUCCAGAUGAAGAUUCUCUUUUACAUGUUUGUAUAUUCUAGAAAUAACUUAAAUGAUGUUUUCUGUAUAAAAUAUGCAACAAGUCUUUACUUAGAAGGAUAUGCAGUAUUGAUGUGUAUCUGCAUUAUUAUCUGUAUUAUCAGUACUGGAGGGUACAUAAUUUUUGAAUAUAUUUUUAAGCCAUUACUGUUUUGUUGAUUAUUACACUUCAUGAAGGAAUAUAUUUGCCAACUAACAUUUAUUCUUUAUAUACUAUGUGCCUGCAAUUAUUUGUGAAAACACCUUUUGAGGUAGGGUUUUUUUUAUUCCAAAGUUGUAAACCAAUGCCAUAUGGUGGAAACGUUUUAUUUCCUGACAAAUGAAUUUAAUUAUAGCACACUUUAAUUUUGGCACCCAGUGCUGAGAAAGACUCACCAAGUGCUUUUUUUAUGGGUCAUAGGUUGGGAUGUCUCAUGUGCUACAUGAGACAAAACAGGAAUAAAAAUCUAAAUGUACCAAAGAUAAUGAAGGAUUAAGUGGAAGAUAGCAUGUGCAUGUUGCUUUAGAGGGUUUUUGUAUUUUACUGAAAUUGUGAUAGUAAAUAAUUAUAUGGGAGAGAAAUAUCCUAUGAUUUUUAACUGUUUAAAGUGUGUGACACGCCAUUUAAUGUGCCUUAAGUUUGAGUAACCCAUGAGAUGGAUCUCUUGAUCUCUUAAAAUGUUUUUAUAUUAAAAUGCAUUUAAACGUCA
Molecule: messenger RNA, 2250 nt
Organism: Lates calcarifer (barramundi perch)
Lineage: Eukaryota; Metazoa; Chordata; Actinopteri; Centropomidae
Product: zinc finger CCHC domain-containing protein 24
Exons: 4
Coding region: 449-1141 (230 amino acids)
Molecular function (GO): zinc ion binding; nucleic acid binding
Source: RefSeq, a predicted model, not a curated record